Molecule: messenger RNA, 2747 nt
Organism: Elgaria multicarinata webbii
Lineage: Eukaryota; Metazoa; Chordata; Lepidosauria; Squamata; Anguidae
Product: zinc finger protein ZFP2-like
Exons: 3
Coding region: 61-2163 (700 amino acids)
Biological process (GO): regulation of DNA-templated transcription
Source: RefSeq, a predicted model, not a curated record
CGCUUGGCUCGAGCCGCCCGGAGCCGCGCUGCAAGGAUAGGCUGCGUAACAAUAAGCAAGAUGCCAGUGAAUUUCAAGGAGUAUUUCCCAGACGACCAAGGGCCUUUGCUGGAUCCAGAUCAGAGAACCUUGUACAAGAGCAUCAUGCAAGAGAAUGGUGGGAAUGUGGCCUUUUUGGGCAACGGACAGGCCAAUGAGAUCAAGGAGGAUUUUCAGCUGCAAAGAACUGAGCAAGACACACAGACUGGAGUAUCUCUGGGAUUAGCAGGAGAAAUCAUUUCCCAAUGUCUUGAGAAAGGAGGAACUGCUCUGAAUCAACACAGGCCUGAGAGGCACCUGGAAAACCACCUAGCAAAGAGAACAGAUAACACGGAGAGUCUCCAGGACUUUGGCAAAGGCACAGCCCGAAAGCGGAUUCGCAAAUCCCAGGGCCCAAGGACGUGCAACGAGUGUGGGAAGACCUUUGCUCAGGCCUCGAACCUCCUGGCGCAUAAAAGGAUCCACACGGGCGAGAAGCCCUACAAAUGUGUGCAUUGCGGGAAAAGCUUCACCGAAAGGUCAAACCGCAACCGGCACCAGAGGACCCAUUCAGGAGAGAAACCGUAUAAAUGUGUCGACUGUGGAAAAAGCUUUAGCUUUAGAUCCGACCUCAUUAGGCACGGGAUCACCCAUACGGGAGAGAGGCCUUAUAAAUGCUCGGAUUGCGGGAAAAGCUUCAGUCACGCCUCGACCCUAAUUAGACACGAGAACAUCCAUACGGGAGAAAAGCCGUAUUCCUGCGCAGACUGUGGGAAAAGCUUCACUCAGAGUUCAUCCCUUCUCGCGCAUAAAAGGCUCCACACAGGAGAAACGCCCUUCGUGUGCCCCGUUUGCGGGGAGAGCUUCAACUGGAAGUCUCACCUGGUAACGCAUAAAAGGACCCACACAGGGGAGAGACCGUACAAAUGCACAAAGUGUGGGAAAAGCUUCAUAGAAAAGUCAAAGCUGAAUAGGCACCAGAGAACCCACACGGAAAAGGAACUUCACGAAUGUGCAGAAUGUGGGAGAAUCUUUAGCAUCAGAUCCAACCUGGUUAGGCAUGAGAUAGCCCACAGAGGAGCCAAGUCGUAUACGUGCUUCAGCUGUGGGAAAAGCUUCAACCAGUCGUCGAAGUUGAUGAGGCACGAGAGAAUCCACACGGGAGAGAAGCCCUACUCCUGCACAGACUGCGGGAAGAGCUUCAGCCAGACCUCAGAGCUUCUCAGGCACGAGAGAAUCCACACGGGAGAGAAGCCUUAUAAGUGCUCUGUCUGUGGGAAGUGCUUCAAUCGCAGAUCACAUCUGAACACGCACGAGGCGACCCAUCUCGGAGGGCAGCUGUGCGAAUGGGCAGACAGCCGACCCGGCUACAACAACAGUUCGCUCCUUAUUGCAGGUGUGAAUCCGUCCGAGCAGAUUUACGCGGCAGGUCGUCCGUAUAAAUGCUUCAAUGGUGAAAAGGCCUACGAUCACAACUCCCUCCUCAUCGCAGGUGUGGAUCCACACGGGCAAACACAUUUAGGAGGCCAGCUCUACGAAUGGCCCAACAGCGAAACGAGUUACAGUCACUGCUCACUCCUUAUUACGGGUGUGAAUCUGCAAGAAGGGUUUCUUGCAGGGGACCAGCCCUUUCACGGUGAAGGUGAGCCGAGCUACGGCCGAGGCCCGUUCUUUGCGAACGGCGUGAACGAGGGAGCCCAACUGCAUAAGAGCCAAGAUGGCAACAGAAGCAGCAACGGCAAUGCCUCGCUCCUUAUCACCAACACGACGGUCACAAGAGAAGAGAAAGUGUUUAAUUGUCCCGAGUGCGGGAAGACCUUCAGCUGGAGGUCCCAUUUCAUCCGGCACAAAAGGAUUCACACAGGAGAAAAACCUUACGGCUGCCCCGACUGUGGGAAAAGCUUCAAUCGAAGGUCGCACCUCGUUCGGCACGGGAGAAUCCACGCCGGACUGAGGCCGCUUCCUCAGAUCGAGGGAGAAGCUUCGAUUCAGGAUCCAACGCUCUUAAACCAGGAUGAAUCUAUACCGGAGGGAAAUCAUACGAACGCAGGUGCUUCCGCUGCGGAUCGUACCGUAUUGCAGACUGGAGAAUUAGUUCAGGAAGCAAACCUCACGAACGUUCAACGACACGGUAUACAGGAUUAAACAUUGAAAGGAACUGUCCGGGUGAGAAACCCUGUGAUGGGAAAACAUUUGGCCGUACAUCCAUUCUUGCAAUUUGUCCAGGGGAAAUUGUGGCUCUGGUUCACCCAAGUAACAUAUGAGAUGGUAAAACUGUUCCUAGACAUAUUUAUUUUAUUUAUACCAGAUCAUCUCUAUACCGCUUUUUACUUUUAACAGAAUCCCAGAGAGGUUCGCAAGAUAAGAUUGUGAUAAAAGUCAAUAAAACGUCAGUGAAACAAAAUCUCUCAUUAAAGUCACUAGGGGUAGCUGGUAAUGCGAACAGUCAGGGAAAAACAGUAGAUUUGCACUACUUAAGAUUACCAGAGUGGGGCCAUAUGGUUGUUCCCCUAGUCAUAAAACAAAAAAACUCUCCCUGCACAUCAAGUUCUAGACUAGUGUUCUCUCUGAUAUGCUUGUUUUCUAUGAACAGGGAUUGUUUGCAUGGCUAUGAAUUCCCCCACCUGCUGCCUGAAUUGGCAUUGUCCAGGAACAGUUUUUACACUUCCUCUGCUCUUUGUAUAAACUACUGCUCAGUGGAAAAUGCUAUUUUAAAAAUUCCAUCCAGG